This is a messenger RNA of Mizuhopecten yessoensis (Yesso scallop), 2084 nucleotides long. RefSeq names its product actin-binding protein IPP-like. The record is from RefSeq and is a predicted model, not a curated record. The transcript has 6 exons. Lineage: Eukaryota; Metazoa; Mollusca; Bivalvia; Pectinida; Pectinidae. The coding region runs from base 278 to 2008 and encodes 576 amino acids. Gene Ontology annotation, molecular function: protein binding.
GAAUCUAACAUGGACGACGGUGUCACACUCUCCAGACAAAAUUUCAAAUAAUGACAGCAUACAGCAUUUCAAGGACAAAUGAAAGCCUCCACUAGGGCACUGCACGUAUCUAAAUUUAUGUAAUUAUCUAUCCAACCCUGGCACUGGAGUACUCUAUUCAUAUCACACCUGACCAUAUGGUGUUGAACAAUGUGACCCAUAUAGGAUCUGAGUCUGGUACGGUAAUGAAAUACCUGAGUAUGAUGUCUGUAACCCUGAGUUCAUACAUUCUUUAACCAUGGUGUUAAACUAUUCUGAACGGUUCUUGGAAAGUCUGUACCAUUUGUGGGAGGAUGAAGUUUUCUGUGACAUUCGUAUCCGAGUUGGAGAUCAAAUAUUCCAGGCCCACCGCAUUGUGUUGUCUGCAGGGUGUGACUACUUCAAGGCCAUGUUUGAAUGUGGACUGAUGGAGCAGAAAGCUGACUGUAUAGAAAUUCAUGAUAUGGAUCCACUGGUGUUUAAAAACCUCCUAAAUUUUCUCUACACAGGGAAAGUUUACAUCAAGGAAGACAACUGUCAGGACCUCCUUGCUGCAGCAAACAUGUUUGGGCUACAGGAGAUAAUUGACCUUUGUUGUGUGUUUCUGAAACAAAAGCUCCACCGUGAAAACUGUCUAGGUAUUUACCAGUUCGCAGAGACACUUGCAUGUGAGGAACUGAAGAUGGAUGCUGAGAAGUUUAUCAAUAACCACUUUUUACACCUGUCAAAGGUGGAGGAAUUUACAUGUCUACCUGUGGAUUUACUUGUUAAGCUCCUGAGAAGCGAGUAUUUAUGUAUAGAAGAAGAACACCAGGUGUUACAAGCGGGGCUGAACUGGGUCCUUCAUGAUCCAAGCAGUCGUAGGAAGUAUAUUUUUGAUAUUCUGCAUCAGGUUCGAAUCCCAAUUAUUCCAGAGAAACAGCUUUCAGAUAUUUUGGAUACCUGCAAUGAUUUAAGCACAAAAGUUGUCAUCCAAAAGUUUGUACAAGAUUUUCGUUUAGAGAGACAGGUUUCUUUAAAGUUGCAUCAAAACAGAAUUAAACCACACAUGCUUAACCCAAGGAAAUCUGCCAGGAAGAAUAUUUUUGUUAUUGGGGGAAAUAAACAGUCUGACGAAUGGAGAUGGAGCGAUGGUGUUACCGUGCCGACCGUAGAAAAGUUUGACACACUCACCAUGGACUGGACAAACAUGAGUGACAUGCAGUUUCCAAGGAGUAGUCAUGGUGCUGUGGUAUUGAACGGACAGAUAUACGUAGUAGGUGGAGAAAACGACUCAUUAAUAUGUGAUAAUGUGGAAUGUUAUGACCCAGCCGCUGACAAAUGGAGUUCCCUCCCUUGCCUAAACUAUCCACGAUGUGGUCUUGGACUGUGUGUUGCUAAUGAAUGUAUCUAUGCCUUUGGAGGCUGGGUGGGGGAGGAACUCGGUGACAGUGUGGAGAAGUAUGACCCAGAGACAAAUAAGUGGAUCAUUGACUGUAUAAUGCCCACACCCAGGCAUGCUAUGGGUGUCCUGGAAUGUGGAGGCCUGAUCUAUCUGAUUGGAGGGUUGGAUGCAGAUGAAACUGACCUAACAUCUGUGGACAGUUUUAACCCGGUUACAAAGGAGUGGCAGCAACUGCCACACCUCAAGGUCGAGAGGUCACACCUGGGGGUGGCUGUGUUGGACAGAGUUCUUUAUGCGAUUGGUGGAUUGAACCACUCUGAGGGCGAUCUCAUGUCUGCAGAAAGAUAUGUUCUUGACUCUGAUGGCUGGGAGGAGAUUGCUCCUCUAUCUGACAAGCGAUCAGCUCCCUGUAUGGCCGCAGUAAAUAGCCAUCUGUACGUGAUUGGUGGACAGAAGUGGACUGACCGAUUCUCCAGUUACAGACAUUACUGCAGUAACCCGGUAACACUGGACAGUAUGGAAUGUUAUGACCCUAGGACCGAUGUCUGGUCAAAGCUGCCCUACAUGCCUAUGGAUCGCUGUAGGGCAGCAGCUGUGGUACUCUAACUAUACUGCUAUUACCAUGGACUGUGGUACUCAUGCAGCUAGUUAUACUGCUAUUACUAUGGACUUAGUUCUCAUG